Messenger RNA from Leguminivora glycinivorella, 961 nucleotides. RefSeq lists its product as uncharacterized. Lineage: Eukaryota; Metazoa; Arthropoda; Insecta; Lepidoptera; Tortricidae. Bases 77 to 610 code for a protein of 177 amino acids. The record is from RefSeq and is a predicted model, not a curated record. The transcript has 3 exons.
UUGUAUUAAUUUAUCGUAAUACAAUUGUGCAGUUAUGUUAGUGACUUAUGUAAACAUUUAGUGUAAAUUGUACAAUAUGUCGUCUGAAUUGAGUCAGUUGAAGGCCAAUCGGGGCUACCAUAAAGGCGCGAUAACGCGCAUCGGAACUUUCUGUAUGUCAGAGGAUUUUAAAACUGCUUCUAUCGAAUUGAUUUUGCAGAAAAAAGACAGGUUGAUAAAAUCUUUUAAUGAUUAUGAGUUGUGCAAUAGGGCCAUCCUGGCGUUAGAGCCGGAGGAUGACGAAUCAUAUGAAUCCUACGAGACCAAGCGGGAUUUGUGUCUUGCACUAAUCGAGACUCGUUUAAAACAAGUAUCGCCGGCAGCACAGGCGACUCCAUCCUCCGAGCUGGAAACAAAAAAGAGAGCGAUUGCCUUGGAAGCUACCAGUACGGAGGAGCCCAAGAAGACAGUAAAGUCUACUGUGAGUGCCGCGGCCACUAUGGGAGUUUCUUGCGUUCCAGUAUGUCUGCAGGCAGCUGACACCUGUGGGUCCUUACUUGGUGAAGACGAGAUUCGGUCAUAUUGUAGGCGGGAGGCUGCCCUUCCCUGCUGGCAAGAAGUCUAUAAGUAACUUUUGUGUUGCUUCCAAAGGUAAGGCAUUUACUUGUAAUAAUGUUGUAGAAGAUGAUUUACAAGCUCCCUUUCCUUGUUUUAAACAAACUGAAGUUUCCUCCCUGUCAAGGAAUUGUGAGGCUUCCGAAGAUAUUGCAGAUAUAAUGUCGAAAUUUUGGGAUUGUGAGAAGGUACCUAAUAUCAUCAAAGAGACUGGUACUGAGGCCGAGCAGGCUGAACAGAUUUUUCAGGAGUCUGUUAAGUUGGAAAAUGACAAGUUUACUGUAGCCUUGCCGGUGAAGGUUGAUAUGGAUAAAUUGGAGUUAGGCGAUUCUUUUAGUAGCGCUUUGCAACGACUUUACAAUUUAGA